Messenger RNA from Dermatophagoides farinae (American house dust mite), 656 nucleotides. The record is from RefSeq and is a predicted model, not a curated record. Lineage: Eukaryota; Metazoa; Arthropoda; Arachnida; Sarcoptiformes; Pyroglyphidae.
AGUUUUCGCGCGAAAAUCGACACCGUUUUGACAUGCGCUACGAAAAGACUGAGUUCACUCGAGCUCUACUCUACGAGUAUAUAAAUUCCAAAAAUUGGCAAUCCAAUCUUCACUCGCUAUCUUUUGUAUUUCGUGGUAACUUCAAUUUUUUUUUUGACAAAUUCUCGAUUAAUCAUGUCUGGUCGUGGUAAAGGUGGUAAAGGUCUUGGAAAAGGUGGCGCUAAACGUCAUCGUAAAGUUCUUCGUGAUAAUAUCCAAGGUAUCACAAAACCAGCUAUCCGUCGUUUGGCUCGUCGUGGUGGUGUAAAACGUAUUUCCGGAUUGAUAUAUGAAGAAACACGUGGCGUAUUAAAAGUUUUUCUUGAAAACGUCAUCCGCGAUGCUGUCACUUAUACCGAGCAUGCUAAACGUAAAACCGUCACUGCCAUGGAUGUUGUUUAUGCAUUGAAACGUCAAGGACGUACCUUGUAUGGUUUUGGCGGUUAAAACAUUUAUUGUUUUUUCAACAUUAUCCCAACCUAGUUAUAAAUACCUCAUACGAAAAACGGUCCUUUUCAGGGCCACCAAUAAUUUACUUGAGAAUUAAGAGCUAUUUUUUGAAAUUGAUUUAUUCUGUAAUCUAAUGAUGAUGCAAUAAAAACUUUGUUGAAGUUGAA